AUGUCCAUCAUUGACAGCUUUCUCAAGCCCCCCUCCACAGUCACAGCCAAUAACAAUGGAUCACAAACCGUCCUUCGCGUUCCAGGCUGGUACAUCAGACCUGCAGCUGAUGGCCAGCACAGAAGCUGGCAAAGUCUCGAAAGACAACCUGAAGAGGGCAGCCUCACCUCCGACACCAGGGAGCUGGCUGAGGCACAAGCUGUGUCAAGGGUCACAGCGCUGGGGGGCAACCCGGUGGACCGCUGGCAGCUCCUCAGCCAGACCGAGCUCCAGUUUGGUCAGUACCGGGGUCAGACUCUCCAGUGGCUGCUGUCAAAUGACGUGGGCUUCACGGCAACCAUUCUGGCAGGCCAUCAGGGAGAGCGUGAGGGGGGGGAUGUCAGCAGCACCCCCCUCAUGUGGAACAAAGAUGCUCUGCUGGAGUACGCCAGCCUCUUCGCCCCAGUGAUGGCAGCCGUGAGCAGGAAGAGAGCACCGGGCACGGCUGCAGAGCACGAGCAGCUGGUGGGCUUUGGGGCUUGGUCAGCCAUGACGUACAGGGACCUGUACGACACUGCGGAGAGGGAGCCAAGCACGUACAGGAAGUGGCUCAGGAGGCAGCCCGUCAGGAGGCCCGGGUCCCAACUGGCGCAGCUGAAGGACUACAUAGACAGAAGGGACAAGGAGAAGCAGCCUGUCGCCUCCUCAGCUGCAUCAGCAGCCGCCACCUCCUCAGCUGUCUCCCCCUCCACUACAUCUCCCCCCAAACAGCGGAGGAAGAGAAAGCCAGUGCUCCUGUCUUCCUCAGAGGACGAAGACGACCAUCUGAUGGUGGAGGCUGCGGCUCAGGUGGAGGCUGCUUUAGUAUCUGCUCCACCUCUUCCUCCUCCGCCGCCUCCUCGUCCUGCCCAGCAGCAGAGAGCUCUGGCACCACCUCCUCUUCAACUCGUCGCUCCUCCCCCUCAGCUGGUCCUGCCGGCAGCCUGGAGGAGCAGCCUCCCUGUAGAGCAGCACGAGUGGGUCAGCAGGGCUCUGUUUGUGGGCUACAAGUCAGGGUGGCCCGUCCUGUCCACGGACUAUCAGCUGUGGCACCACCCCCCCGGCCCCCGGCUGAAGUACUCCCAGCGGCCCUCCUCCCCAGAUGCUUUCUUCCAGCGGCCCUUCUUCUUCUGGGCGCCGAACAAAAUGUGGCAGUACCACCUGAAGUGCCCAAGCUGCGCACACAAGAUGACGGGUAGUGGUCUCUACAAGACCGUGCGCAGAGUUCUGGACACCAAAGGCUGGUACUACAUGGGGACGGAGUACCUGGAGUGCAGGUACUGA
Molecule: messenger RNA, 1302 nt
Organism: Trematomus bernacchii (emerald rockcod)
Lineage: Eukaryota; Metazoa; Chordata; Actinopteri; Perciformes; Nototheniidae
Exons: 6
Coding region: 1-1302 (433 amino acids)
Source: RefSeq, a predicted model, not a curated record